AUGCAGUCGAAUCUGUAUGGUAGUAAAGACAAGUUCCAAAUUCGUAACAUGCGUCAUUGUUGAACAUUACAGCGGGCAAUUCAAAUUGAAUACAUAUUUGUACUAUUUAAGAGCCGUUGAAAACAAUAUCCAGAAUUCAUGGUAAGAGACUAACCACCAACAGCGAGAUCAGCGUUUGGAAACAACAGGUUACCAUAGAAACAGUGAAACCAGCGUCGUAUAGCCAAGUUAUCUAGCUAGCUACUUUUAAAAAGAUGUUUAGCUAACGUUGGCUAACUUCAUUAUCUUGUCCCUACCACAUUUGUCAGACGUUAACGUUAUUAUUUAGACCACUCGAGUGUGUUACUUAGCUUGCUAUAGCUAGGUAGUUAUCUUAACGUUAACUUGGUUUGUUUGCGAAGUUGCUAGUCGCUGGUGUAACUUAGUAGCUAACGUUAGCUUGGCUAGUUAGACUAGUACUGGAGUAUAGAAAAAACACUUUAUGUAACUUGCGUUAACUUAGUUCGCGCUGACAAAGAAAAUCUGAUCUAUUGGUGUCUAACGUUAGCUAGGUUACUCGUGAAAUGUCCUCAUUUGAGCGUUUAGACACACUGCGAGAACAGAAUAGGUGUCUUUUGGCACAACUGCGGGAUAUAAGGGGAAGAUUGCUAGGUCUUAACUUGGGAUCGUCCCGGGUGGGUGAAACCCUAAUCUCGGACGUUACGGUAAAGACUUCACAAGAGUCCUGGCCUCAAAUUGGACGCAGUGAAACCGCAGCAGUGGCUUUAAACGACAGACGAGGAUGUGCGUCCCUGUCUGACUGUGGCCAAACCGAGUCACUUGCUUCGGUUGAUUCUGUGUCAGUGGUGGCCCUACCCGGGGGAGGACUGGGCCAGGCCCGCGCUGCAUUGAGCAGGCCUAGGGCACAGCAUAUGACAGAGCCGCUGGCUAAUGUACAUCCGGAGGAAGCUGUGGACCCUGAGGCAGAUCCCUGUCGGAGCAUCACACCACCUCUGCAUUUUCGUUCACUGGACACACAUUCUAUGAGGAGCCUUAUGUACAGUGGGCUCCUACAGGACCUAGGAAACCAACGCCUUGGGCAGGCCAAGCAAGCAGACACUGAGAGACCCCAACCUUCCCAGCUCUUUCUGGACAGGGAGCAGAGGGAGUUGGGACAGGUGACCUUCCAGGACCAGGACCAGGACCAGGAGCGACAUCGCCUGCGGCCCUUGUUGGGAUAUGACUGGAUAGCAGGGCUGCUGGAUUUGGACGCAGAGACCUCCCUGACCGAGCGCUCGGAGCCCUUUUUCACAGAGCUGCGUAACUUCCGCCAGGUCAACCGGGAGGAGUGCGUUCACAGCCCGAGUGCAGGAGUUGGGGAAGAUGAUCUUUCACCCCACAAGCUUUCCGAAACAACAGAAGAAAUUGAGUGUCCGCUCCCUGAGGACACACACCAGUGCACGUUCUGCUACAGAAUAAACAGUCGCCUGUUCCCUGCUCCUCUGGAUCCCCAAACUGCAUGUCCUGUGUGCAAGGUUCCAAAAGCCCACAACCCAAACACUGAGCCAACCUUCAUUAGGGUGAGCAUCCCCCGGUCCACGCUCCUGCCUGCACACAGUUACAGACCGCACCGCCGGCUCAGCUUCCACCCUUUCGACAGCCUGGGUCUGCCUUCGCACUGCAUGUCAGGCUGGUCCCGCGUGGCCCCAGCUGAAGCCCCACAGUUCAGCAGCCUGGAUCUGCGCAGCUCUCUGAAGACGGGCUGCUCCACAGCCAUCCCCACUGCCCUGCCCAAGCAGCUGCCCACUGCACGGGCCCCGCUGCAGCCUGAUGUCCCCAUCUCUGGAGUGAUAAUGGGCCAGCGCUCUGAAGAGCUGAUUGAUGCGACACGUUUAGCCGGUUACCGUUUCCCAUGUCUUGCUCCCAAACCGAGGAAACCACAUAAAACCACCUACCCAGUUUACUGAGAGCAUUCCAAACUAAACUGUAAAUUAUAGUUAUGAGGAUCACCUUUUCUUUUUUACUACACCCCAUCACCUGCAAGACUGUCAGACAGAAGUCCUGGCAGAAGUCCUAAUUACGGCAUUGAGGACACUGAUAAUUCUUAUGGAAUCUGAGCAAUGGAAGCCAUCUUCUAACAUACUGUUGGUAGAAUUAUGGGAUUUAAGAAAUGCUCCAAAGACAUUGUAUCGUUCAGAUGAAUGGCUAUUGUAAAACUAAAUUUUCCUUUUUUUAUAUUGUUUGCAAAACCCAUUUUUUGUCAUGAUAAUUUAUGAAAGUGGCACUGAAGUAAAUGUUUUGUGUGUAAACCUGAAUAUUGAGUGGUAAUGUAAGACUGGAGCUUUAUAUAAUAUAAAAUUGACUCUGUGAUUACACUGUCAAUUGCUGUCUGAAUGCAUCUAUAACUAUCAUAC
Molecule: messenger RNA, 2393 nt
Organism: Conger conger (European conger)
Lineage: Eukaryota; Metazoa; Chordata; Actinopteri; Anguilliformes; Congridae
Gene: miip
Product: migration and invasion inhibitory protein
Exons: 9
Coding region: 564-1946 (460 amino acids)
Biological process (GO): negative regulation of G2/M transition of mitotic cell cycle; negative regulation of cell migration
Source: RefSeq, a predicted model, not a curated record